Coffea eugenioides is the source of this 723-nucleotide messenger RNA. RefSeq lists its product as uncharacterized. The transcript is spliced from 2 exons. Lineage: Eukaryota; Viridiplantae; Streptophyta; Magnoliopsida; Gentianales; Rubiaceae. Bases 1 to 723 code for a protein of 240 amino acids. The record is from RefSeq and is a predicted model, not a curated record.
AUGAGAAAGGAAACCAGACAGCUCCGAGAAGAGCAGUCCAGUGUUGUAUCUCAGAGAUCUGAGCCAGGAGUUGAACCAAAGGAUUCGUUUGGUGACACUUCGAGUGACUCUGAUCAAGAGAAAAUUGCUAUGGCUAAUGCACGAAUAUUAAGGGAGUUGGCUGCUCUUGAUUUAAAUCAGCAGCCUUUAUGCAUUACUUUUUCCACUUUAAAUAAUAACACUCCGUUCAAAUUAAAAUCUGGUCUAAUUCAUCUUUUACCUUCUUUUCAUGGUUUAUCAUGUGAGGAGCCGUAUAAGCAUCUGCAGGAGUUUGAUAUCAUGUGUAAUAGUAUGAAACCCUCAGAAAUCACAGAAGAGCAGAUAAAAAUGAGGGCAUUCCCCUUCUCCUUGAAAGAUUCUGCAAAAGACUGGUUAUACUACCUACCACCGGGUAGUAUCACCACGUGGGACCAAGACAGGAGUAUUAUUGAUGCUGCGAGUGGAGGGACACUGGUGAAUAAGACUUCUAGAGCAGCGUGGGAGUUAAUUGAGGGAAUGGCAGAGAAUUCACAACAAUUCGGUACGAGGGAGGAUGUUCCAAUACGUAAGGUAAAUGAGGUAGAGACAUCUUCUAUCCAGCAGCAGUUGACCGAGUUGACUUCUUUUGUUAGGCAACUGGCUGUAGGAAACGCAUCUCAGGCCAAGGUGUACGAAAUUUGCACUGGUUUGGGUCACUCUACGUAG